AUGACUGAAGUUCUCCUCUCUGCUGCUUUGAAUGGAACUGAACCCAACCUGUUAUCCAGCAGUGGCUGGUCUGCAGGAAACACCACCACCAAGUGUUCCCUGACCAAAACUGGCUUCCAAUUCUAUUACCUGCCCACCGUCUACAUUCUAGUCUUCAUCACUGGUUUUCUGGGCAAUAGCGUGGCCAUCUGGAUGUUUGUCUUCCAUAUGAGGCCUUGGAGCGGCAUCUCAGUUUACAUGUUCAACUUGGCGCUGGCUGAUUUCCUGUAUGUCUUGACUCUGCCUGCCCUCAUCUUUUAUUACUUCAAUAAAACAGACUGGAUCUUCGGAGAUAUCAUGUGCAAGCUGCAGAGGUUCAUUUUCCACGUGAAUCUGUACGGCAGUAUAUUGUUUCUCACUUGCAUAAGCGUGCACAGGUACACGGGAGUGGUGCACCCCCUGAAGUCACUGGGGAGGCUGAAGAAGAAGAACGCAGUGUACAUCAGCACCCUGGUCUGGGUCAUUGUGGUGGCCGUGAUCUCUCCAAUACUCUUCUACUCGGGAACGGGGAUACGGAGAAAUAAAACCAUAACGUGCUACGAUACAACAGCCGAUGAUUACCUGAGAAGUUACUUCAUCUACAGCAUGUGCACCACAGUGCUUAUGUUCUGCAUCCCGUUCAUACUGAUUCUUGGUUGCUAUGGACUAAUUGUGAAAGCUUUGAUUUACAAAGAUUUGGAUAAUUCUCCUCUCAGGAGAAAGUCCAUUUACCUGGUUAUUAUUGUGUUGACGGUCUUUGCUGUGUCUUACCUUCCCUUCCAUGUGAUGAAGACCUUAAAUCUAAGAGCCAGGGUGGAUUUUCAGACUCCGCAAAUGUGUGCCUUCAACGACAAGGUUUACGCCACAUACCAGGUGACGCGGGGUCUGGCCAGCCUCAACAGCUGCGUCGACCCCAUCCUUUACUUCCUGGCAGGUGACACCUUUCGGAGGCGCCUUUCCAGGGCCACCAGGAAAUCGUCCAGGAGAAGCGAGCACAACGUGCAGUCCAAAAGCGAGGAAAUGACUCUCAAUAUUUUAGCUGAGUAUAAACAGAAUGGAGAUACGAGUUUGUGAACGAAUGCAAAAGAUUUGGGAACGGUUUGACAAAAUCUUCCGCUUUGAGACGGUAGGAUGCUGUAGUGCUACAAGUGUGAGGAAAACCUACCAGUCUCUCAGAUUCGUUUUCGGUAAAGCCUCCUUUUCUGAUCAUAGAAAAGCUUAACAAAGUCAGCGGAAGAAUUUCAAUGGAAAAUAACAUGUCAAAAUUCAGCUUUCCUUCUCAUUACAAUAUUCUCAUUUCUUUAUGACUUGAGUCAGAUACAGUAAAAUGAAGUAAAUCCCCAAAAAGAAGAAAGCAAUCUAAGUGCUUCUGUUUUAAUGGCUUAGUCUCCUAUGUUCAAAAAUGUUCUCAAUCAGCCUCACUUUAAAAAUAGGGAAUAACAAUAAGAAAGAGCAGUAUCUUCUCUUCUGAGGCUCAGUGCACAUGCCUAACCUUUUGCUCACUUGUAAUCGAGUAUUUAAAUCAAAGUCAUGAUGCAGUUAUCUCACCUUUACAGUUUUAUUUCUUCAUCUGCUUCUAGUGUUGAUGAUUAUGUGGUAGUUUGGUAGCAUUUAUGAUCCGGUCCUCCCCGAGUGCCGGUGUUUCUCAGAAGGCAGGCUGACUAGUGCGUGCGUGAUUGCGCUUUCGGAUUGCGGUGGCUGGUUGUGAAAACCCUGGACCCCCUUAGCUGCAGGUUGUUUCUGGGUGAGCUGACGAAGCCUUGGGUCCGCCUGUGCUGCACGUGGCCGGAGCAGCCUAGUCCGUGCGCAGACGCCGGGCGAUGUGGGUCUGAGCAGCCGCCGGCCCCAUCCCGCCGUGGAGAGCCGGCGAGCUGCCAGCGGGAACCGCGGGACCCAGUGGCACCCGCUGCGGCGCCGGCGCCCGACCACGGCCUCAGGGCCUCGGGAGCUCCUGACGGGUGAGAUGAGGGACGCGUGUGCUGGAAACGACUGUACUUCCCAAGGAGCUGAGCUACGGUUGCUCGAGUUACUUGCGUUUUCGUUGGUACAAGGAUGCUUCUGUUCCUGGCAAUCUGUAGAGAUGACAUAAGAGUUGUUUGCCAAGAAAAUAAUUAUUAAAAUGGAUAAUAUAAAUGUAUUAUAUAUGUUAUAUAUAUAUACAUAAAUGAGGAGAAUUAAUUUUUUUGUACUGUGACAAAUAAAUUGCUGUAUUAACAAGGUGUUGCAAUAUACUACAGACUAAAUCUGGCUCUUUAGUAUGUAUCUUCUCCAAAUGUGGAACAGGGCAUCCAAAAUCAGCCAAACUGCACUAUUGUGUAACACAAGAGCUGGUGCUCAGAGCAGAUGAGAUCUUACAUGGGCAGCCUCGCUCAGUUCUCAUAUUUUUAAGACCUGUAUUUGAAAAUAUUGUGUGCUAACAAUGGUAUGAAAGCAUGCUCAAAAUUGUAAGUUCAGUGUAUAAAAUUAAGUUCUGUGUAAUCCUAAGGGUGAUUUUGGCAGAUCUUUGUUCCUCCUGUCUUCAUAGUAAGAGUAAAAUGUUUCUACUUUACUUACUAAUUUCCAGUGAUUGGUAACAAACCAGAACAGCUCUAGUUAUUUUUGACAACAUUGUAAAGCAGCUUCUCUUGACACGUACAGCUUCUUAAUCUGCAAAAUCCCUAUUUAUUGAACUUAUUUAUUAGAAAUCUUAAUGUAAAGUAUGUAAAGUGUGGUUCUCCGUGUUCAUAUUCAGAAUUGGGCAUUAAUGGAAAACUGAGCAGCAUGUUUCAAUCACUGUAGUACUGUGUCUUCUAACAGAACAUCUUUAUAAUAAACUCAAUUCCACCCUGA
Messenger RNA from Columba livia (rock pigeon), 2847 nucleotides. RefSeq names its product purinergic receptor P2Y1 (gene P2RY1). Gene Ontology annotation, cellular component: plasma membrane. The record is from RefSeq and is a predicted model, not a curated record. NCBI's taxonomy places the organism in Eukaryota, Metazoa, Chordata, Aves, Columbiformes, Columbidae. The transcript has a single exon. Gene Ontology annotation, molecular function: ATP binding; A1 adenosine receptor binding; G protein-coupled ADP receptor activity. Gene Ontology annotation, biological process: phospholipase C-activating G protein-coupled receptor signaling pathway; relaxation of muscle; platelet activation. The coding region runs from base 1 to 1092 and encodes 363 amino acids.